Molecule: messenger RNA, 3046 nt
Organism: Phaethon lepturus (White-tailed tropicbird)
Lineage: Eukaryota; Metazoa; Chordata; Aves; Phaethontiformes; Phaethontidae
Gene: EPHA1
Product: EPH receptor A1
Exons: 15
Coding region: 1-2094 (697 amino acids)
Biological process (GO): protein phosphorylation; axon guidance
Cellular component (GO): neuron projection
Molecular function (GO): protein binding; ATP binding; transmembrane-ephrin receptor activity
Source: RefSeq, a predicted model, not a curated record
AUGAUAGCCUGCCAGCGAGGAUUCUACCGUCACUCCCUGGAGACUAAACGCUGCCUGAAGUGCCCCCCCAACAGCUUAUCCAAUGAGUCCGGGGCUACGUCUUGUUCCUGCAAUGCAGGCUUCUACCGAGCACCUUCGGAAGGCCAGAACAUUGCUUGCACCCGCCCGCCCUCAGCUCCCCGCAAUGUCAGCUUCUCCCUUAUUGGCACGCAGCUGAGUCUGUGGUGGCAGCCACCCAGUGACUACGGUGGGAGAAAGGACCUGACUUACACAGUCUUCUGUCAGCGCUGCCAUUUCCUGUCAUGUGAGCCAUGUGAGGCUGGUGUGGUAUUCUCCCCGAGUGCUUCUGGUCUCACUAAACCUGCUGUGGAUGUGGACGGCCUAGAAGCUUACACCAACUACACAUUUGCUGUGGAAGCUCAUAAUGGUGUCUCAAGAAUGGGACCUGCUCCACAGAGGACUGCUCCAGCUGUCUGGGUUGCAGUUGGACAUGCAGCUCCAGUGACAGUAUCCCAGUUUAUUCUGACACAAAGAGAUGACAGUAGUCUUUCUGUUUCUUGGCUUGCCCCACGGCAGCGCAGCCGGACCUCAGUGGAAUAUGAGGUCAUGUUCUUUGAGAAGGGAGAGGAAGCACGUUACACGGUGAAGCACCUUCUUGAGCCAAAUGUCACUCUGACAGACCUGCAACCAGACACAGCCUACCUGCUUCGUGUGAGAUCCAUCACACCCCUUGGACCUGGGCCCUACUCCCCAGAGCAAGAAUUCCGCACCCUUCCACCAGACACGGGAGCUCUGUCUGGUGGUGUCAUAGUCUCUAUCAUUUUCGGUGUUCUGCUGUUUAUUGGGCUGCUUCUGGGACUUCUCAUCUUUCGGAGAAAGCAGGCUCGUCGGAGGCAAGCACGGCCAGAUUAUCAUACUUCAGGCUUUGAUCGAGAGAAAGUCUGGUUGAAGCCCUAUGUAGACCUGCAACCAUAUGAUGACCCCAGCAGAGGGGUGCUGGAAUUCACUAAGGAACUGGACGUGUCUUGUGUCACUAUGGAAAAUGUGAUUGGAGAGGGGGAGUUUGGGGAGGUCUAUCGUGGGUCCCUGCGGCUCCCAGGAAAAGAACGUAUCGUGGUUGCCAUCAAGACCCUGAAGCCAACGUACUCAGAUUCACAGUGGUGGAACUUUCUGCGUGAGGCAACAAUUAUGGGGCAAUUCAAUCACCCAAACAUUGUGCGUCUGGAAGGAGUUGUCACCAAAAGGAGACCAAUGAUGAUAAUCACUGAAUAUAUGGAGAAUGGAGCACUGGAUACCUUCCUCCGGGAGAAUGAGGAAAAAUUUAGCCCUGUGCAACUUGUGAGCAUGCUGCAGGGAAUAGCCUCUGGCAUGACCUACCUUUCAGAACACAACUAUGUGCACCGGGAUCUGGCCGCUCGCAACAUCCUUGUAACACGCAGUCUUCAAUGCAAGGUGUCUGACUUUGGUCUCUCCCGAAUAUUGGAGAAUGAUGCAGAAGGAACCUAUGAAACCAAGGGUGGUAAGAUUCCCAUCCGCUGGACAGCACCAGAGGCCAUUGCUCAUCGGAUUUUCACCUCAGCCAGUGACGUCUGGAGCUUUGGAAUUGUCAUGUGGGAGGUGUUUUCAUUUGGUGACAAGCCAUAUGGGGACAUGACCAAUCAAGAGGUGAUGAAAAGCUUAGAGGAUGGGUACUGGCUCCCCCCACCUGUGGACUGCCCAUCUAUCCUCUACGAGCUCAUGAAGAGCUGUUGGUCACACGAUCGGAUGAGGAGGCCUCAUUUUCAGGAAAUCCGUGCACAGCUGCAACAUUUCAUCUCAAGUCCCCAGCUCCUCCGGCCUGUUGCAGACUUUGAUCCCAGGGUAACACUCCGGCUCCCCAGCUGCAGUGGAUCUGAUGGGAUCCCCUAUCGAUCCAUCCCUGAGUGGCUGGAAUCCAUUCGCAUGAAGCGCUACAUCUCCAACUUUCGCACUGCUGGCCUGGACACCAUGGAGUCCAUUCUGGAGCUCACUGCUGAGGACUUGAAACAGAUGGGAGUGUCACUUCCAGGCCAUCAGAAGAGGAUCCUGUGUAGCAUCCAAGGCUUUAAGGAGUGAUCAGUCAUUGCUCUCAAGCUUGCUAAAUGCCCAUUCUUACCAGAUAUCACUUGGAAUCAUUCCUAUGGUAAUUGCUUCCAAAUAAGUGACUGGGACAAGCAAAGCAAAACAACCAGAACUGGAAAGGCUCAUGAGGCAAUACCACCUGCACUCAUUUCUGUUCCCCCUUGCUUUAGCUCUACAGCAGCCAUCAAUACAUUUUAGAGCACUGGUCUCAGAAACUGUUCUCAGCCCUGCCUUUUGUAGUCAGUUCUGUGCAACACUAAGUAAUCCCUGUAGUCCACAUACUGGAGUUUCAGAACAUCAGUGGACACAUAAGGAUACAUACAAAAUGGGUUGGGGGUGGUGGAUAAUGUUAAGAUUGGAGAUGAGAGUUCAGAUAAGACCGGGACACUCAGGGAACAAGCACAAGGACACAGACAUGUAGAGAUUGAGCCCAUUCACUCCCUGGCCUACAUCCCUUCUCAAUUCAGCAGCUUUCUGUCUUCUUUAUUUUACAACAGGAACAAACUAUUCACUCUUUCACAAGGCUGCUGGUGAGUGAUGUAUUUUUUAAUUCAGCUACUCUUGCCUUAAGCACCAAUUACGGUGUACUUCUUUCUUUGGAUGAGAAGUUGGGAGUAGCAGCACACCCUGUUGUAACUCGUGUGAUCACGUAACCUCAACAUAUUGCUCUUUUGCACAUGCACACUUCAGCAGGGAUAUUUAGAUCUCUUCCAACCUGCUUAAUACCUUUACUUGUGCCAUGGACAGAAAAUGUUUUAGGUACCCAUUUUUCUCUGCCCCUUUUUAAAAGAAUAGUCUUGCUUGUCUGGAUAGGGUAUUUGUAACAGAAAAAUGUGUAGAUGGUCUGUCUUAUUCCUUCUCUGUGGAGGAAAUGUUAUUAUUUAUCAGAGCUCAAGACAAUUAACAGACUGUAAAUAAUGUUUUGUAAAUAAACCUGUGGCUUAGC